Molecule: messenger RNA, 1999 nt
Organism: Xylaria bambusicola
Lineage: Eukaryota; Fungi; Ascomycota; Sordariomycetes; Xylariales; Xylariaceae
Product: ubiquitin carboxyl-terminal hydrolase
Exons: 7
Coding region: 124-1674 (516 amino acids)
Cellular component (GO): cytosol; nucleus
Molecular function (GO): zinc ion binding; cysteine-type deubiquitinase activity; cysteine-type endopeptidase activity
Source: RefSeq, a predicted model, not a curated record
UUAAGACAAGAAACAGUUGGAACAAACACCGAGAACUCGGCUACCGUCCGUUCAUCUACCGUCUCUCCCGCGCGUCUCUCCGCCAAGAGAGAUACACUUUAUAAGCACGCCGUCAUCACCACAAUGGCUGCCCGGCCUACCACACCUGCCUCGCCCAAGGAUGCCAAGGUUAAUUCCCCAGUACCGGGCACUCCCUUGUUCGGCUGUGAGCACGUGCAGCUACUUCUCUCCAAUAGUCAAGAGGUCACCAAUAGCUCUAUAAACUAUUUUAAGAUGCUGUUGAGGGUCAUAUUUGAUAAAGAUCCACUCAUUGCCCAGACUUCCAAGGCCACCGAUGGCCAGGUUACCACAUCUUUGACCUCCAACUAUCUCUGUUUACAAUGUUCUGCUAUAUUGCCCGAGGAGGAACGUGUCAAACAUGGCAACAAGAAGAGCCACCGUUUCUAUGUUGAUUCAAGGACCGGCUCACUUUUCUGCCAAUUCUGUGAAGAUUUCGUGUGGGACCCCACGUUGGAAGACCUCAGGGUUAGAAAGAUGGGCACAGGAUCAUUCUCCUCUAACCGCAAGAGGAAACAUGAGGAUAUGUUCUCCGACGCUGUGAAAGAGGAGCAGAGAUAUAUUUCUUUGCAUACGACAGCGGCAUCCUGCCGUGCGGAUGGCCUCCGCGGAAUAUACAAUGCUGGUGCUACAUGCUACCAGAACGUUGUACUUCAAAGCUUCUUGCACAAUCCUCUUCUCCGAAAUUUCUAUCUUGCAGAUGGCCAUCAGAGUGGCGACUGCCAGGUAUCCCACUGUCUAAGUUGCGCUAUGGAUGAUAUGUUUCAAGACUUUUAUGCCCUAGAAAACACAAAUGGCUACACUGCCGCUAACAUCUUGUCCGGAUUCUGGAUAUCCGAGAAGAAAGCAUUCGAGAAUCUCGUUACUACCAAAGAGCAGGAUGCGCAUGAGUUCUUCCAGUUCCUCGCCGAAGAGCUGCACGAAAGGAAUGGAGAUGGCAAGAAACCAGAAACUGGGAGUGAGCAUAGCUGCAACUGUAUUAUUCACCAAACCUUCUACGGCAAACUCCAAAACCAGACGACCUGCCAAAAUUGUGGCGGCGUUACCAAUGCAACCGAGUCUUUCCUUGACCUAAGCCUAGGCCUCGAGAACUUGGCGAGGAAAAAGGGCAAGAAGGAGCCCAAGGGGGAUCCUUCGCUAACACUGCAAGACUGUUUGGAUGAAGAAUACAUAAAGUCUGACAAGUGUGAAUAUCGUUGCCGAAAUUGCAACUCGUCGCAACAGGCUCGGAGAGAUCAUAGCAUUAAGCUGCUACCUAAUGUUCUUUCGAUACAGCUCAAAAGAUUUGAAUUUAAGCAAGGCGGUCGUGAUCGAGCUGCAUCCAAGAUUCGCACCAAGGUGCAGUUUCCGUUGCAAUUGAAUAUGCUGCCCUAUACAACAAAAGGCCAGAGCGACGCUGGGAGAGAGAGUCAAGAGCUGAAUCGUUCGUGCGUUUAUGACCUCUUGAGCGUUGUAGAGCAUGUGGGCGAGAUUGACACCGGACACUACGUAUCUUACUGUAGAGUCGGAGACCAGUGGUUCUCCUUCAAUGACCACAGGGUCGAAUUGGCUAAAAAGUCGGAUGUGCUAGGUAGUCAAGCCUACCUUCUAUUCUAUAUAAUCCGAUCCCUCACAUGAACAACGUAAUGAUUCUAGCAGAGUAAGCGAGGCUGAAUAGAGAAUUAAACAACCAGCAAGAUCUAUUUGCGAUGCAUUUGCACGGGGUCUGGUAUCGGUGGAAUCGACGGUCGCAUGUAUCUGGCGGAAAUAGAGGGGCAUUGGUCAAAACAAAGCGAUCUUGUGACUACCUCCUGUAUCGGCGUUGGGGUUGCUUUUCAAGCUGUACCUUUAUGCUCUCCGCAUGCUUACCUUCAUAGUAGCUAUAUUAUCUACCAACCUACUUGGGAACCUACUUAAUUAAGUGGUUGUCGUCUUAACAUAAAGAGUCCAGCAGUGCCCUCGU